Molecule: messenger RNA, 282 nt
Organism: Prunus armeniaca (apricot)
Lineage: Eukaryota; Viridiplantae; Streptophyta; Magnoliopsida; Rosales; Rosaceae
Source: the annotation of a GenBank genome assembly
AUGGAGCCCAUGAAUGCCCCACCAGCGGAGUCUCCGCCAAACUUGAGAAGGCAGACAACAGGCCAUUGUAGGAGGCGGGGAGGGUUUGAAGAAGUAGGGUUAGGGUUAAGGUUUGGAUUGGUAAUGAGCUCAGUGUCGGUGUCCAGGUCAGACUUUGGAGAAUCCAUCGACGUCAUCGCCAUGGCCGUUACUCUCUCUGUUUUCUAUGAAGUCAUGGCUAAGCAAGAUUUGGGGGAGUGCGAGAGUGGAGAGGAGUUGGGUUUCAGAAAAAUGAAUUUUUGA